Linepithema humile (Argentine ant) is the source of this 5828-nucleotide messenger RNA. RefSeq names its product Cytochrome P450 18a1 (gene Cyp18a1). The record is from RefSeq and is a predicted model, not a curated record. Gene Ontology annotation, molecular function: heme binding; oxidoreductase activity, acting on paired donors, with incorporation or reduction of molecular oxygen, reduced flavin or flavoprotein as one donor, and incorporation of one atom of oxygen; iron ion binding. Gene Ontology annotation, cellular component: intracellular membrane-bounded organelle; cytoplasm. Gene Ontology annotation, biological process: xenobiotic metabolic process. Lineage: Eukaryota; Metazoa; Arthropoda; Insecta; Hymenoptera; Formicidae.
UGAAAUCAGCCGCAAUUCUAAACGUGCUUGUUGCUUUCGGUGGUGCCGAUUAUAUUCGAAAAAAUAGAGAGUUUAUUUAACGAAAUCGAGCUUUUUUCAGAAAGAUCUAUUUGCGCAUUAUCAGAUCGGAUAAUACAAGACUUUCUUUCUCGAACUUUCUGAAAAGGAUAUAAAAACGGUGUUUACGAAGGCUUUCCUCGUAUGUGGUAUCCUUCGCGCGCAACUUGUUGAUAAACACGUACACGUACACUUGCAAAAAAUCUAUCGCUCGCAGUAUACACAAUUUUGCCGCAAAGGUUAUAUUGUGAUUCAAUCGUGUGAAAUUAGUGAAUUUUGCCGGUUGCGGAGGUGAGCAAUAUUUCAAUAAAAGUUAAAUCGAAGAGUUCAGCAUUAAAUAUUUGUGUCGGAGUAUCAAUUUACUCUUACAUUGCGGUAAUUCUCUGUUAAUUGCUAAUAUCGGCAGUGCGAUUAAUGUCGGGAAUAUCGUGUGAUUAUUAUAUGAUGAAAUACGCGUUGGGAGUGCGGGUCACACGCUUUCAAUGAAUCAUAUUUUCCCGAGUAUCAAUCAGUGUUUAUUACUUCAACUUUUGCCAAAAAGGGACCUAGUUUACAAUUUUAUCUUAUCACUCUCAUUUAUCCAUACUUUUUUUGAGUAAUAUUGUGUAAGUGCCAAGCAGGAGUCACAAGGAAGAAGAAGAAGAGAGAAAAUUCAUCUCUUCUGAGCAUCAUGGGCCGCAUCGGGAUGACGAAACGUCACAUCACGAAUAGAAUCAACUUUGUUACAUCUCUGCUGCUGCACAUCAUGUGUGGACAUUUUUGGCUAAGCGAAGAACUGUUGCAAGCACUGGACAAACUCAACUGGAAAUCGUGUAAAAUUGAACAAAGGUGAGACGUCUACAAUGCAGUCAAGCAACAGCACUCCCAUCGAAGAAAUAGAAGAAACGAAGAUUUCCACAGACUUCUCAUACCCGUCCGGCUGUUUCGACAUUCCAAACGGAGCGGCGAUGCACAAUAACGUAUUGCAGCGCGGUACAUCGCGGUCUCUGCGCGGUCUCGCUUCGCGCGCAUUAGCCCACGCGCUCGCACUGUCUCCCACCACGGGGUGACCACGGCAGGACCCCUGCGGGGGGUCUGUGCCCCACCAAGGGCCUUAGGGCGAGAGGCCUCGUGGAUUUCAACCAACCGAGUCUCGCGUGUAUGAGUCCGCCCUCGCAUCUAACCAAACCAAGUUCACCCACUACCCUACGCGGGUUUCAGUUUCUAUCCCCACCUGCCCGUUUCUCCGUGAUCACCGUGACGUGUCCCCACCCUCCGACGUCCACCGUGUUCCUCUCUGACCAUACGGUCUCUCAUCCCUCCUCCCACUAGGCCGCGGACAGUCGGGGGACCACACAGCCUCAUGAGAUACUAUAUAAGACAGCAAGGACAAGAAAGAGCAUGUAGUAUUCAAUCCUUCCGUGGCUCGCACUGGUCACGACGGCGAGCGACGGCGAAUUGGGCUCUGGGGCGGUGACCGACUUUUUUUUUUCUCUUUCUCUCUUUCUUUCUUUUCCUCUUCUCCUAUGAUUUUCCUUUUUAUCCCUCUCUUUGCCUUUUUAGUGUCUUUUGGGACCUCCCACUUCAUAGUGCAUAGUUCUUAAAUCACAUCCUCCCUCGUGUCGCGGUAUAUAUAUAGCGUAGUGUCGGGGAGACAGUCUCAUUCAUAUUUUCUCUCUGAGAACUGGGAACAUUGAGAAAUUGAGAGCCUGAGAAAAAUAUUACGAACUGCACCAGUGCGUCAAUAAAUAGUUGACUUCGCUUUGACGAUCGUUAUCGGUUCGAUAUAAAAAAGAAAAACAAUUCAAGAUGUCAGUGCUAUGUUACGCAGCGCUGGUGAUUUGGCAAUGGAUGAAGAAUAUUUUAGUAUAUUCGAAGGAGAAUACUAAAGUAACCGAAUGCUGUGCGCUGUUCACGGUAUUUGUUGCCGCAAUCAUAGUGGCAAGAUAUUGGAUUAAGAACUAUAACUUGCCGCCCGGACCAUGGGGCAUACCGUACUUUGGCUACUUAUUUUUCAUGAAGGGCACACCGCCGCAUUUGAUGUUCGAAUCUUUCGCCAAGAAAUAUGGACGAAUUUUUAGUCUUCGACUGGGACCGCAAUUGGUCGUUGUGAUCAACGACUACAACGUCAUAAAGGAGACUUUCCGACGCGAAGAGUUCACCGGCAGGCCGCAGAACGAGUUCAUGAAGAUCCUCGGCGGUUACGGUAUCAUUAACGCAGAAGGUGCCAUGUGGAAGGAACAGAGAAGAUUUCUUCAUCACAAGCUUAGAAAGUUUGGCAUGACAUUCUCGUCCGGCUCCAACCAGAAGAGCUUACAAUCAAAGAUUUCGCUCGAAGUUAACAUACUUAACAAGAGAUUAGUGGAGCGACGCGGAGCGCCCACAAACAUUUCGCCGUUUCUCGCUACGUCGAUCAGCAACGUGAUCUGCUCACUCAUGAUGAAUGUACGCUUCGAUCAGGGCGAAACGCGUUUCAAGAGAUUUAUGGGUCUCAUCGAGGAGGGAUUCAAACUUUUUGGCAGUGUGGACAUCAUAAAUUAUAUACCAAUAACGCGCUUUUUGCCGUGGAUGCAAAAAAAUCAAAUUAAGAUUUCGGAAAAUCAUGCGGAAAUGGCUAAAUUCUUCCAAGAGACCGUGAAUCAGCAUAGAGAAACGUUCGAAGCGGACAGUGUUCGCGAUAUCGUAGACACUUAUCUGCUCGAGAUUCAGCAAGCGAAGAACGAAGGUCGGGAGGACGAGCUGUUUCAGGGCAAAAAUCACGAUCGCCACAUACGACAAAUCCUCGGCGACCUUUUCUCCGCUGGUAUGGAGACCGUAAAGACCACCUUGGAGUGGGCGGUGCUUCUAAUGUUGCACCACCCAGACAAGGCGAAAGCGGUGCAAGAGGAAUUGGAUCAGGUUGUGGGAAGAUCAAGAAUGCCCUCAUUUGAGGAUCUUCCUUCUCUUCCGAUCACCGAUGCGACGAUCCGUGAGGUGCUUCGCAUAUGCAGCAUUGUGCCGCUUGGAACCCCUCACGCUACUACACGAGACGUGACGCUGAAAGGUUACAAGAUACCAGCCGGUACUACUAUAGUGCCACUGUUGUACGCAGUGCAUAUGGAUCCGAAACUUUGGAACGACCCAGAAGCCUUCCGGCCGUCCCGUUUUCUCACCAGCGAAGGCAAGAUCCACACUCCAGAGUAUUUCAUGCCGUUUGGAGUCGGUAGACGGAUGUGUCUGGGCGAUGUGCUGGCGCGCAUGGAACUCUUUACCUUCUUCAGUUCGUUAAUGCAUACCUUUGACCUGAAAUUGUCGGAGAACAGCUCGUUACCCAGCUUAAAGGGCAACGCCGGUGUCACGUUGUCGCCGGAUCCCUUCGAGAUCUGCCUGCUGCAGAGGAACCUCGAAUGCAGCGAGGUCCCGAGCAACCCUCUGCGCAACAUCGGCAGUCAUUGAUGAGCGUCCUCAGCGAACUCAGCACGAGCACGGUACUUGUUUCCUACAUUCGCAGGAAAAAAGGUCAGUUAGAAUAGAAAUAAUGUCGCGAGUUUGCGCGCCAUAUUGUACGAAUAUUAUAGAAACGCGUCGGCCGAGGAUAACGCGUUAUCCAAAGCUAAGAAUAUUUUACGUAACAUCAGUCCACAUCCAAAGUUUUAUAUUACAUUUUAAAUUAAAUUUUAUAUUCGUAAUAAGAUAUUUAUAAUUUUAUAUUAUUAAUUAAGCGAAACACCACUCUAAUUCUUCGGGAAGUAAAAAUUUUAUUCAGAAAAUAUGAUAUGUAAUCAAUCAGCUUUCGAUAUCUAAAGUAGUUUUCUAAUUUAACGAUUGGAUUCUGGGAACAAUUGAUAGAUUGGUACAUUGCAAAAAGCUAUCCGAUCGAUUUUCCGAUUGAUUUUCCGAUACUAAAGUAAUUUUAUAGUAGAAUAAAAUCAUAUAUAGGCUAGAUGUAAGCUAAAUUCUCGAGCGCAUCCGAUGCUCGAUGUAACUACGUCAUUAAUUCGCUAGAUUUUGGUAUAACGAGAUCUUAAAUUCAUAAUUAUAAAAUGUCCAAUUUUUUUUUUCACUAUCUUAAUUCUAAUGAUCUUGUUAUACCAGAAGCAUGGCUUCUCUCCUGUUCACCAUAUGAGAUUCAAUAAUUUUAGUCUUUUUAAAAAUUUUUUAAAAAUAAAAAAAAAUUAGUCUAAUAUCGCGUACAUUAUGUUUUAAUAUAUUAUAUAUUAAUUAUUGUAGAAUAUUACAAAUCCGGUGAAAAUUUUGAGUCGCGGGACCGUAACUUUUUUGACUUAUAAAGCAGCAGAAAGGAAAAUCGAUCGGAUAAUCGAAAAGUCGGAAAAUAGCGGAAGUCCUCGGCUAUAGCUUAGAGUACAAAAAGAGCCUAAUGGCUCGAAUUAUAUUUCCCUACCUCCUCUGUUUAACUUAACUGCACAUCACCUUUCACCAUAUCAAUCCCCCGAUCGAGUAUUUAUUAUUUUGCGAACGUUUCUUUCCUCUGUGUCCCAUUGCUCUUCUCGCCUCGUAUUUAUUCGCGCUCAGCCGGCGAGAUCGACGCGAUUUCGACGCGAUCGAACGGUUUCGACAGCGAUUAACGAGUAACAUCAAUCCCGCCACUUCAAAUCACGACUGUUAAAAAGUAUCUCGUCAGGAGCUAUCAGUUUGUCACGUUUAAAUAUUACUCCGACGCGACCUGACGACACCGUCACGAUCCCGAACGCCGUCGACUCGCCGUAGAUCUCCGCGGACGAACGAGGAUGUCGACUCAUUACCGAUCGCUCCUCUUUCGUCCGCGACAACAUAGUAAUCCGUUAUUAUAAGAUAAAGAAUAUGUGGAGAGAGAAAGACAAAACGAGCGAGAGAGACACUAUUUUGAUUGUGCGCGAAGCUCAAUUAGUAUGCUAGUUUGCGUAUUUAGUUCGUAAAUAUGUGUGUAUUUAAUAAUAUAUGAACAUAUAUAUUUUAUAUAUAUUAUACGUAUAUAGCUGGUCGACAAAUCACGUGCCGUUUGACAAGAAUGUAGGACUGCCCUUGCACCCGAGACGACCGUUCGCGUUAAUAUCGCGACACCGCGAUGAGCGGUGUCGUUGACUUUUCUAGCGGCGACACGAGUGGAGCGCGUCGGCGGCGCCGGCCGAUUGCACGAAUCGGCCGGUCCGGAGCCCGAGAGCGAUUUUCGUGAAAGUCGCUGCGAGAUUUCGUUGCGACAUCUCGCCGUUCGGCGCGACGUGGCGACUGUUCGGAAUGAAUAGAAUGAAUAUGUCGAUCGUUACAUCCGGGCGAUGAUCGGCUUUCGGGUGCAGGCGCGGACUGAGGCUGUGAAUCCAAGAGAUUCGGGAUGUAUGGUCGACGAUUACAUUGUGACGUCGUGUAAUCCGAUUUCCCAAAGGUAUCCCGGGCUGUGCAUCCUAGAAGCGGCAAAGACAGCGCGCGGCAGUGCGCCGAUCUUGUGCCGAAGAGCUCCGCGAGUCCAAGAUUCAUGUAUAUGUUUGUAGUUUAAACUCGAUGACUGACGGACUCGCCAUCGAUACAGGAUCUGCGCCGCGCGCGCGCGGCGUCUCUUUGCUCGAGUAUCCGAUAGAAUGUUAAUUAAUUUUACCAUAGCACGCACGAACUACAGAAUGCCGCAUUGUGUUCAUCUGUCGACCGCAAAUCUGUGUUAUUUAAUGUGUUUUAUUUUCUAUAAAAUAAGGAUAUUUUGCAGUUAAGACAAUUGUCUGAUCUCUGUAACGACUGAUUUAUUCUUCCUAUCCCAAUCACGCCACUUAUGUAAAGAGAUUAAUUUUACGUUCUAAAAAAAUAUUUCAAAGCAAAUGACUUUU